CCCUUGCUUGAGUUUGUCUGUGCGAGUGCGAUCAUUUCAACGAACAACGACAAACUGUUGUGGGGAUGGAGCCGCGGGUUGAAGUGGGGUUCGACACGCGAGCGUGUGACACGUUUGCAGGGUACAAGCUGAGGAGUGGCGAGCAAGUGCACCGGCAUCAUGGCCAUGCUGAGGGUGCCGGCGACAAAGGGCAGCAGGCAGCAAGCGCGGUGGUGGUGGUUGAUGAGCACGACUUGCCGCCAGAUGUCCAAGUCUUUUCCCCAUCCAUGACUUCGUCAUCCUCAUCAACAGGCAGAGCUGCAGUGACCUCGCUGUCGCGUGCAGCAAUGACGGCUCAAGGACGACACAACGCCGUGCUGUGGCACGACUCCCAUCACAUGCUCUUCGUGUCUGCAGACUACAAGCUCAGAGCAGUCCACUGGGACAGUAUGGACGUGGUCGCGGUCGCUGAUCUCAACACAAGCCAAGAAACACGGCCCAACACACACUGGUGCCCCAGUGUUGCUGCCACCAAUGAUUAUGUGUUUUGCACGACACCAACCAACGCAUGCAUCGUACUGCGCAGGGAGACGGACACCCAUCCGGGAUCCUGGACACCCCUGUACAACUUCGAGCUGCCGGUGCCCAGCCUUGGCUCACGCAUUGUGGUGCUUCGCUCCUUGUCGCAGCUGGGCCCCACCACCUUUCGCCUGGCAGUCACGUGCACAGAACAGCCGGAGCAAGGCGCGGUGGAGCGCGUGCAAGUCAUGGUGCUGGAUGUGCGCUGGAAAGGCGACAGCAACGCCCUCGACAUCACCGCCGUCUUCGCGUGCCCAACAGACGAGUGGCCACGCAUGGUCAACCUGGUGUCGCACGUCAGUGCAGAGGCUGGUACGCAAGCGCCACGCUCAGCCCCGCUGUCUGCAUCCCGCGGCAGCUGUUUUCUCGUGUUUGAUACAUCACCAGCACACGCAGCUGCGCUGGCCUCGACAGCAGUGGCAACAACAGCACCAUCCUCAACACCAUCCUCAACAGCAUCACGACACCAGCCAGCCGGUGAGCAGUCAACGGCCGACACGGACGUGCACAAGGCCCUGGCGCCUGUGACAACGCACCAGCCAGAGCAGACAGCCAUGCUCUGGGAUGACGAUGAGCUCGCUGCCGGGGAUGAUGAGCUGGAGAUGGGCGAUGAACGCGACGUCGUCGCGCUGCUGCUUCCACCGUCACAACACACGCCCACACAACAACAACAACAACAACAACAACAACAACAACAACAACAACAACAACAACAACAACAACAACAACAACAACAACAACAACAACAACAACAAUGCACCAGUACCAGCGAUAUGGAUGUUGGCGAUCGUCAUGAUCAACCCGAGGCAGGGCAGGGUGGCCCGUCACUAUCGCCAGCACUGUCGUCGCGGGUGUUGUCGCUACGAGGGCACCGCAUCCUGUAUGAGGACGAGCACGCUGGUCGGCUGUAUGCACAGGACGACGUCCACGUGGCUGUGCUGCAGUUUGGUGUGGAGGAGAUGCAAGGCGGUGUGCAGUUGCGGCAGACUGCCACAGUGCCCGCAUUCGCGUACGUGCUGGCGUCGAAGCAACAACGGCAGUUUGUGGUGACAAGUGGCAUGGAUGCACCCUUUUCGGCAGUCGUGGAUGCCAUGGGCAAUGUUGUCGUGUACACACGCCAAGGCGACAUGUACGUGAUCGACACGCGUGAUGCCUCUCGUGUGCUUGGGGUUGCCGUGCACGAUGAUGCUAACUCACUGGUUGUGCUCCGGCAAGCUUCCAUCGCCGUUUGCUCUGUUCCUUCUUCGACAUAGGUGUGUGUGUGUGUGUGUGUGUGUGUGUGUGUGUGUGUGUGUGUGUUCGUGUGUUUGUGUGUGUG
Salpingoeca rosetta is the source of this 1876-nucleotide messenger RNA. RefSeq lists its product as uncharacterized. Bases 66 to 1811 code for a protein of 581 amino acids. The transcript is spliced from 3 exons. Lineage: Eukaryota; Choanoflagellata; Craspedida; Salpingoecidae. The record is from RefSeq and is a predicted model, not a curated record. Gene Ontology annotation, molecular function: transcription cis-regulatory region binding. Gene Ontology annotation, cellular component: nucleus. Gene Ontology annotation, biological process: regulation of transcription by RNA polymerase II.